GCGGCUUGGGAGCAGACUGGAGGAAUAUACACUACCCUCCCCGUACCACGUCGUCCAAAUUGACUAAUUGAGUGGUGGUGCGCAGGGGUAUGCCUUUCAUCCUAUAAGAGAGCAGGAAGAUGCAGUCCAUCAUGCCUGUCAGCACCGCUCUUGAUUUUGAGCGUCGCCGACGGGAUUUCCCACUCAAUGUGCCCUAAGCCCUCAGUCCUUGCCUAUGCUAUGGCUCUAAUUCCUGUCCACGAACUGUCUUACUUGUUUCUCCGGCUCUGCUCCUCAACCAGCACCAAUACCGGAUCACGUGACAUUGUUGAUUUUCGCGAUGAUUCAUCAUGGUCAGGUGGUAUCACGUGUAAGAGGGCAAAGCACCCUGGUCGACAAUAUACAACAAUAGAAUCCGCUUGAGACAUAAUAUGAGCUGAAGGGAUCAUCGCUAAUCAAGAUUUUCAAGUCUGAUUGCUACCUUGCCCUGGGAAAUGGCU
Molecule: messenger RNA, 479 nt
Organism: Aspergillus pseudonomiae
Lineage: Eukaryota; Fungi; Ascomycota; Eurotiomycetes; Eurotiales; Aspergillaceae
Exons: 2
Coding region: 187-402 (71 amino acids)
Source: RefSeq, a predicted model, not a curated record